AUGCUCUCCAUUACCAUCUUCCUCCUGUCAAUGGCAGGAUUUUUGCCGGCCACCCAUGCACUGGCCAUUGCCCUGCCAAUCACCAUUGCAGCCAGAGACUCCGAGUCCGACCAUCGCGGAUUGCCAAAGGGAGCCAUUAUCGGAAUCGUCGUCUCUGUCAUCGGCAUCGGCAUCAUCCUCACCAUCUUCCGCUUCGGCGCCAUCAUGUCCAUGCGCAGAAAGCAGGACCUUAUAUACGUGCAGCAAGUUAGGAGCACCAACGGCAGCCCGACCUUCGAUUACGACCGAAACAAAUACUCGUCUUCGCCUGCUGUACCCUUACUCGCGAGUACCCAAGUGCCUGUUGCAAACUCAAUGGCACCAGCUGCUCCGUCUUGGACAGGACCGCAAGAGCCUCCUCCAGCAUACACACCAAUGAUCAACAACAAUUCCUCAGUCGCGAACCCAGCUCCCUGA
Messenger RNA from Clonostachys byssicola, 456 nucleotides. The record is from the annotation of a GenBank genome assembly. Lineage: Eukaryota; Fungi; Ascomycota; Sordariomycetes; Hypocreales; Bionectriaceae.